Molecule: messenger RNA, 1491 nt
Organism: Saprolegnia parasitica CBS 223.65
Lineage: Eukaryota; Oomycota; Saprolegniomycetes; Saprolegniales; Saprolegniaceae
Exons: 4
Coding region: 1-1491 (496 amino acids)
Molecular function (GO): RNA binding; protein binding
Source: RefSeq, a predicted model, not a curated record
AUGGACAAGGUGCUUCGCAAAACCGAGAAGCUGUACGACAAGGUGCUCGAUGGCACGACGCGCCGAGAGAAGUGCAUCUUCAAGGCAGAGAGCUACGUCCGCGACGCGGCCAAGGCCGAGCACUGGCGGCGCAAGCAGCGCGCUGCCAGCGACAAGCUACAGAAAGCCCGUGACAAGCUCGGCAGUGCGUUCGCGUCUAGCGCGUUCCCGCCCGAGCAAGCCACGUGGUUUGCCGCCAAGUACGGCCUCGUCGACGUCGUGCGUCGAGCAACAGAAGGCGUCGACGCGCCAGACGCCAAGACACACAACACGCCCUUCAUGAUAGCAUGCCUCAGCGGGCACCUCGAGUGCGCCAAAGUGCUGUACGCACGCGGUAUUGAGCUCAUGGCCGUCAACCUUGCGGGCUUCACAGCGCUCCACUGUGCGAGCCAGCACGGGCAGUACGUUGUCGUCCAGUGGCUGCUCACGCUGCCCGAGAUGGACCCGCAUGCUCGGUCUUUGAGCUCGCUCACGGCGCUCGAUGUGGCGCGGCGUGCGUGCGCUGUCGGCGACAAGCUCGGCUGCAUCGUCAAGUGCAUUCGACUUCUUGAGCAGCGGCUGCUCGUGUACUCUGGCUGGCUCUACGAAAGCGUCCUCGAUUCGAUCGCCAACAAGUACAUUCUCAACACCGUCGGGCUCAACUGCCACACAUGGCGCCUCCGCUUCGUACUCGUGCUGGCGACGGGCCACGAGACGUCGACAUUGCAGUUCGUUGUCUACGAUCAGCGCGAAAAUGGCGUGCGUCCAUCGGCGCCCGAGUCGUUUUGGAUCUACGAGAAGGGCGAUCCGCUCACGCUGCCCGGCACGAAGCGCACCAUCAACAACCGCGAGCAUACCUUUUCGUUUCAUGUACUUCAACAGGCCCAUCUCUCCGAGCCUGGCGCUCUGCAGCGCGUCGAGUGCGCCGCGGUCGAUGCUCCAAGCCUGGAGAAAUGGGUUGCAUUCUUUGAAGAGUGUUUUGUCCAAGCCUCGAUGCACGCAGCCCAGCGCAGCGCCAGCAGUCGGUCGAACGACUCGUUCUUGCCACCGCGCGUGCGACGCCAAAGCUCGUCAUCGACCGAACUCUUUCCUGCCAUGCCGCCACCGCCGUACAACGAACUGUUUCCGUUGCCACCGGCACCCGUGCCGAGGAAGCAACUGGCCGUCGACACGUUCGACGAGGUCGACGACGACCGGCGGUUUGUGGCCACCGCGCCGUCGUUCUGCGAACCGCAGGCAGCGAGUGCCCCGGCGUAUUCUGCACCAAGUGCGCCAGCGGUCCAUGCGCUGCUGCCAGCGCCAAGUCGCGAGUGCGUCGUGUGCUAUGACGCGCCGCAGGUCGGUGUCUGUGUUCCGUGCGGCCACAACGCCGUCUGUAUGGAGUGUGCCGAUCGGAUCAUGGCCCAAGACGCCAAAACAUGCCCCGUGUGUCGCGCCGAGAUCCUCCAGAUCAUUCGCUUGUUCCAGUGCUAA